Messenger RNA from Hirsutella rhossiliensis, 906 nucleotides. Its product is annotated as restless-like transposase. Gene Ontology annotation, molecular function: protein dimerization activity. The coding region runs from base 1 to 906 and encodes 301 amino acids. The record is from RefSeq and is a predicted model, not a curated record. The transcript has 4 exons. Lineage: Eukaryota; Fungi; Ascomycota; Sordariomycetes; Hypocreales; Ophiocordycipitaceae.
AUGAUGGAUCGGGCUCUUCUCCUUCGCGAAUUUCUCGACGACCUUGUCGCGAUCGAACGCAAUUUCCGAGAUGUCCUGAGACAUUUUGCCAAUGCUCUCAAGGCACUUGAAGGAGACGCGCAAGUCCGUGUCCGCAAAGACGGGAAGCUCAUAGCCUAUGGAACCGCAUGGGAUAUCAUCCAGGCAGACCUGCCGGAUUCUGGCCACUUCGCAAUCAACGUCGAAUUGGGUUGGAAAAAAUUGGAUAAGUACUACGCGAAACUCAUCGAGUGUCCGAUAUACUACUCGGCCAUCGCUCUGCAUCCUGCCUUGCGGUUACAGUGGUUCGAAGAAGCUUGGGCUCAUCGACCCGAAUGGGUCACGGAAGCCCGGCGGAUCGUCCGAGCCAUCUGGGAAAGUGACUAUAAGUCGCUGAACGUCGAGGAGGAGGGUCCAGCCACUGCUGUGGAGGAUUUCCAGCCACCCGACGAUCUGGACGAUUUCCAAAAGUUUCGAAUGAGGCACAGGGUGCAAUCGAGCCAUAUCACGAAUGGUGAUUACCGGCUGCCGACGCGCCCUAUCGCCGACGAGUUGGAUCGUUGGACCUACUGGAAACUCAAAGAGGCGACAUAUCCGCGGCUGGCGCGGAUGGCUUUCGAUAUGCUAUCCGUCCCGCCCAUGUCUGCCGAGUGCGAAAGGGCGUUUUCAUUUGCUGGACUGAUGGUUACCCGGCUGCGCAGGAGACUUGAGGUGAAGACCAUCAGCGCCGCACAGUCCAUCCGGUCUUGGCUGAACGCGGGAUUAAUACACAACUACCAGGGAGUCGUUGAUCCAUCGGUAGACGACAACGCCUUCGUGGAGGCCGCAGAGGAUAAUUCUGAGAAAGGGGAGGACGGGCCAGAGGACUUUGUCGUUAUCUCCGAAUAG